CAUCAUUACAAACGAUGAAGCUAGAGACAUGAUUUAAUUUUUAAACACUUAAAAAUCGAGUGUCAUCUUGGGUUGGUUUUUUUUUAAAACAACAUCGGCUUGGAUUAACCUUAUUUUGGUGUUUUGAUAAUCAAGGACUUUGGUAUUCAGUAACAGAUUUCCACGUCAGUCAGAUCAUUGACCAUGGCGAGUAAUGGCUCUAGUAUAACAGGUCCUCCAGCACCAGGUCAAAUCUGUGCUAAUUAUAAUGGCUCCGGCUCCUUGGGUGCUCAUUUCCAACUCGACUACACUCUGGCGGACACCACCAAAGUCGUUUGUGGAAGUUUGUCCUUUCUACUUGUUCUGCCGUUUGUAUUAUUUGAGAUUAAAUGUUUCCCGAUUGGAACCACAACUUCCGUUCUGACCGGCGCUGCCUUGAUGGUCAUCACCACGGUCCUAACGCAGGAGGAUGUUUAUCAUUUAUUAGGAGAGACGGAGAACCUCCGAACCAUUUUCUUACUGCUCGGUAUGAUGUUACUGGCUCAGUUCUUUGAACGCGAGAAAAUGAUUGGAAAAAUUCUGAAGAUGUCAUUAAAAGAAUCUCAUUCGUUUGCCAACUAUAUCUGGAGAGUCAGUCUGGUAACUUUUAUCUUUGCGGCUUUGUUUACAAAUGAUGCGGCUUGCGUUGUCCUUACACCAAUCUUCUUAAAAUAUUGGGAAAAGCAGAAACGAAAACCUGCCGAACUCCAGACCCUUCUCUUGGCCAUAGCAACAUCGGCUAAUAUCGGAAGCGUCACUACAAUAUUUGGAAACCCGCAAAUGGCUUUGAUCGCUUCUCGAACGGACACCGAAAUGUUUAGAUUGAGUACAUUAACUUUAGUCCGAAGUAUCAUCUAUUUGGGAGUUCCCGCUCUGAUUGCAUUUUUCAUCAAUUUCGGAUUCUUAAUGUUGCACUUUGAAGUCAGAAGCAGACUGAAGAUGCGAAAAUAUGGGAUCGCCAGCACCUUCUCCAAAGCCCGAACAAACGAUCCAUGUACCAAUGGACAAAACUCUCCUGGUGAAGAUUAUGCUUUCUAUGGCGGCCAGGACGCAGCUGGACAAAUCCAGGAUGGUCAAGUGCAGACCUUUACAAAAGUAGACUCUAACAACGGUAACUGUGUGAUGGAUGAAGUUCCUCUACCAAACACCACUCCGAUAACCGACAAUGCCUUCGACAUCGCUCUCAGUAAAUCGAGCACCAAGAGCAACAAGAAAAUAGAAGUUGAGCAGCAGUCUGAUGUAGCCUAUCAGUUUAAACAAAGUCAUUCUAUGGUGUUUAAAGUCUUCCUCUGUGUCCUUCUAACAGUCGUCAUUAUUCUUAUGUUCAUCAAACUGGAUGUUGUUGCCUUUGAUAUAGGUCUAGUCCCAAUGGCUGGAGCCACGUUAGCUCUGGUAGUAGACGCAGCCUUGAACAAGAGAAAUGCGUCUGUUAUUAUGGGAAGAGUUGAUUGGGGAGUGAUUAUGAUGUUCUUUGGUAUCUUUGUUUGGCUUCAUGGUAUUAACACUACCAGAAUUCCUCGAUGGAUCUGGAAGCAAAUGGGUCUGGCUGACGCCAACUUAGAUGAUACCCAAACGAUUGUUAUUCUCUGUGUUUUUGUUAUUUUCUGUUCUAAUAUUUUCAGUAAUGUUCCUUUGACUAUAAUAGUUCUAGAUCAGUUGGAACCCUGCAAAAACCAAUUUGCUCUGGUUUUGUAUUUAGCAUGGUGCUCUACCAUAGCGGGCAAUCUUACAUUAUUUGGUAGUGUAGCCAACUUAUUGGUGGCUCAGAAAGCUAGGGAAACUUUAGAUGAACCGCUGACUUUUAUGGGUUAUUUGAAAUAUGGCUUCGUUUCAACUCUUAUAAUUGUCAUCAUUGGUAUUCCAAUAAUCUAUGGUCUCUUGUUAAUUUAACCAAUCAAAAUAACUUCAGCAUUGAAUCUUGAGUAAUCAUUAUCUCCAAGUACCAUUUGUGUUUCCCAGUUGUCCAACAGUAUCAGUUCGAUGUAUCCAUCUCGGGAGGAUGGUAUUAUAUUUGUUGGUGAUACGACGAGAGACCUUUUAAUAUUGUAAUUAUACCUUGUAAUAUUGAUAUUAAACCUAUUAAUAAUGUUAUCGGACCUUUCAGUCACAAACUCGGACAAUUCAGCAUUCGAUUUCAUUUUUGUCCAUCAAAAUAGAACCUCUUACAGCAAAAAUGGAAAGAAAGGAAACAAGAAUUUAUGAAUUAAAGCAUUCAGUUGUUUUGAAUAACUUUGAAAGUUGCCCAUAUAAAUAGUAAAUGCUGUAAAUGCUGUAAAUGAGAUAUCAUUGAGGUGACAAGACUAAGGGAAUCCGGACACUGUAAAUAUAUAUGUAUAUAGAUUUGUGUAUAUUAUAAUAUAGUUAUACUGUUUAUUAUAUACCAUGUAAUAUUCUUUCACGUAAAACAACUUGUUAUGUAUGUUAAAAAUACUGAUGUGACGUCAUCCGUUGAUGUUGGAGUACCAUUGCAACGUGCCAAUCUUACAUUAUUUAUACAUGUACGUUGAAAUAUUGGACUCGCGUGACGAUAUCAAUGAAGUGCACGUGUCAGAUAGUGUCUGUAUUUUAAGUUGUUUAAUUGUUUCGAGCAAGACAUGGCAGUAUCAUUAUAUUACCUAAUGUCUGGCUCACAACCAUUAAA
This is a messenger RNA of Patella vulgata (common limpet), 2659 nucleotides long. RefSeq lists its product as uncharacterized. NCBI's taxonomy places the organism in Eukaryota, Metazoa, Mollusca, Gastropoda, Patellidae. Gene Ontology annotation, biological process: transmembrane transport. Gene Ontology annotation, cellular component: membrane. The coding region runs from base 184 to 1908 and encodes 574 amino acids. The transcript has 3 exons. The record is from RefSeq and is a predicted model, not a curated record.